Fusarium poae is the source of this 531-nucleotide messenger RNA. RefSeq lists its product as uncharacterized. The record is from RefSeq and is a predicted model, not a curated record. The transcript has 2 exons. Bases 1 to 531 code for a protein of 176 amino acids. Lineage: Eukaryota; Fungi; Ascomycota; Sordariomycetes; Hypocreales; Nectriaceae.
AUGGGAGAAAUUCCUCUCCGAUCGACCACCCGAGCCACUUUCCUUCCUGUGCUAGUGUUUUUCCCUAAUGGAAGUCGAUUGCCUACACCGGCUUCUGCGAACAGUCUUUCUCUAGACCGGUUCAGGGAUUUGUAUGACGAUAUUAUCAUACCGGCGGCCUACGAAACGCUACCGGACCAUGUCAAGCAGGAGAUUCCUAGCUCAUAUGACCUUAUUUACGCAAAGUCUCGUGCCUACCAGGAGAAGCCGGGAGCUGGUCGCUGGACUGCUGAUGACGAGAGCCGGACCUUUCGCCUGGCCUAUAGUGUCCCUGCCGAAUUUCUUUCACAAUUCUGGGCGUCAGUUGUGCAGAAGGCAAAUUCCCAUCGAAUGCAAACGCUUCGAGGAAAGACGAUCGCUUAUUAUCAGAAUCCCUGCCUACUUUUUCAGGCCCACAAUCUGAAAAACGUAUUUGCACAACCGAACCUUCACGAGAGCUUGGUUUUUGUUUCGAGAUGCUAUCCUGGCUGGCCUCGACCCGGAACACCUUGA